CUGCAACCUGAUAUAGUAUAUCUAUUACAUAGAUAGAUUUAAUUGCUAGUCAACUAUUUAGUUUAUCACGGAUUUAAUGCUACGGAAGUGAGCACUCUUUUAAUCCGCUUAGGAAUCGGAUGUAAAAUCAUCUUCGAUUCUGCCAACGAUUUUGAAGAUAAGAUAAGCUGAUAACGGAUUCUACUUAUCUAUUUGAUGGUGGAGUUAAUUGAAGUUAAAAUCAGGAAACAUCAAGGGAUGUUCCAUAAUAAAAAGUUUCGAAGACUUUUCAGAAGAUGUUCUGCCAUGACAAAAAUCGCUUCUCUAAUGAUGGUUUUCAUCUUUAUUUCCGGACUUUUCAACGCUGAAUACGAGGAAUAUAAUCAAGCAAUAAAAUCAGAAGAAACACAAAGUGAAGUGUUGCUUGCCCGUCGUCAACGAAUGCAUGAAAUUUCUGACGCCAGAAAAGAAGAUAAUGACGUCAUCACCUCGGGGUAUGACGUCACAAGAAUGACAAAUAUCACUCCAUUGAACAAACCUCUCAAAGAAGAAGGAAAAAUCUUUACUUUGCUAACGUCAAACGAAAAUCCAAAAAAAUCGAAAUCUGAGAAAAACGGCGGGAAAGGUAAACCUGCCCCGCCCAUAAAAGUAAAGGCGGUCGCGAACGAACCGAUAUUUUUGAAUAUGGAUUAUGAUAAGAUGAAAACGGACGAAUUUACUGAACAUGAGAAUAAAUUACACGCGAAAUGGCGAAGACGAAUGGAAGAAAAGGAAUUCGCUGAGGUUCCUCCUAAUCCAUCAUUCAUCUUCCACAACAAGUUGCCGAAAAGCGGAAGUUCAACAAUGAAUAACAUCCUGAAGAAAUUAAGCAAAGCAAAUCAUUUCAACUUUUUGAAAAUGGAGACAUCGGAUCUACAAACAUCUGAUGACAGAUAUCUAAUACAACAACUGAAAACUAAAGUUAAACCGCCGUUCGUGCUGCUGAAGCAUCAUAAAUGGCUGAAUUUUACGAGAUCUAAUCAACCUCAGCCUACAUAUAUCAACGUAAUGAGGGAUCCAUUGGAAUGGUUUACUUCACGCUAUUAUUUCUCGAGGUAUGGCUGGGAGAGGAAGCCUGGAUGCAGGAAGGCUGACUGUGGAAUGAGCGAAGCUGAUAGACUUAUGGACAUAGAUGAAUGCGUUAAGAAACGACACAGGGAGUGCAUGAAUCCCUGGAUGUAUUUGCAAUUCUUCUGUGGGACAGCGCCUGAGUGUUCAAACACUACAACACUAGAGCAGAAGGAGAGAGCAACAGAGAUCGCGAAAUCGAAUAUUCUUAACGAAUAUUACGUCGUUGGAGUCCUGGAACAGUUCGAAGAUACGUUGAAAUUAUUUCAAACCAUGAUGCCAGAUUUUUUCAUUGAUGUUAUACCAACAUGGAAAUCGGAGUUUGUCCAGAUCAAACAGAACAUGACCCGAACGACGUACAAAAAAGAAAUGAGUCUCGAAUCCAAGAAUUUCUUCCGAUUCGGACCCCUGCAUUAUGAGAUAGAACUUUACAAUUUCGCAAGAGAAUUAUUCAACGAAAAAUUAGAAUAUUUCCAUAUCGAAUCUACUGUGAUGACGUGAUCGAAAUGAUGACGUCAUAGAAAAAGAACCUACGAAAAAGAAGCACUCCAUGUAUGCUGAAAGGACGUCAGGUAUGACGUCAAGCGACAACGUGGACUUAAAAAACGGCAAGCCCAAAGCAAAAAUCUUAGCUAUUACAUGAUUGUGUUGUUUUCUACCAUGACUUGAACUCCGAAAAAAGCUAUUUAAAUGCUUUAGCUUUCAUCCCACUAUAAUACAACUGUGAUGUCAUGAAAUUUGAAAAACACAUACAAAGACUGUUUUCAAAACGUUUUAUUCGGCCUUGAUAUCCGCUGUAUAAAAAGAGCAAUUUGAGCAAUGAAAUGCUUUUAUUCCGCAAGUAUGAGAACAAAAAAUAAUGUCUUGCUUGUGCACAUUCACUGCGAACGAGGCGCUGUUCCAGUAGCCACCGAUACAUUCAAGCAUUUACUAGACCGGUAUUACACUAUGGGCGAAGUGAUGGUAUUUAAAAAAAAAAAAUUUUGUAUUAUACGUAGCAAUUUUUCAUAGCUUGAAAGAGUUGAAACGCCUGUCCACGCAUCUGUGUUGGCCAAGCCUUCCCUAAACAGAUUGCACUCUGUUUUGGUCGAGUGUUUUUCUCCAAUGAACUCAAGUCGACUGGUUUUUCAUUUCAAUCCACAGUACUUUCUUUAAGACAUUCUAGGCCGCUUCUGGUUAUUAAACCUAGCCAUUUCGAAUGUUCAAUAAUUGACCUUGUGAUACGUGUUUCGAGAGUAGCAGAGUUUUAUAUAUACACCCGUAGUAAUACCCCAGAAACAGAGACCGUUAGCAAGGACACCUAUUUCGAGGGAUCGUAUUUACCACAAUGCUUUACGGCCCUAUGAUCCGGGACAGAGUAAUGGUUAUAUAGAUAUGUUUGAGGGAAACACGAAAUAUGAAUGGGCGCAAAAUUCUUAUAUACGGUCCGUACCUGCCUACAGUUAGAUUCCUGCUGUCGCUAUUGUUACCAAACUGUUUAUUUUUUAGAUUUUGUUUUUUGCUUGUUUUUGUUUCUGUGAGUAAUAAACUUAAACACUGUUGUAA
Messenger RNA from Styela clava, 2631 nucleotides. Its product is annotated as uronyl 2-sulfotransferase-like. Gene Ontology annotation, cellular component: membrane. The record is from RefSeq and is a predicted model, not a curated record. Lineage: Eukaryota; Metazoa; Chordata; Ascidiacea; Stolidobranchia; Styelidae. Gene Ontology annotation, molecular function: sulfotransferase activity.